Molecule: messenger RNA, 1910 nt
Organism: Amaranthus tricolor (Joseph's coat)
Lineage: Eukaryota; Viridiplantae; Streptophyta; Magnoliopsida; Caryophyllales; Amaranthaceae
Product: polyphenol oxidase I, chloroplastic-like
Exons: 1
Coding region: 22-1824 (600 amino acids)
Biological process (GO): pigment biosynthetic process
Molecular function (GO): catechol oxidase activity
Source: RefSeq, a predicted model, not a curated record
UAUCAUACAAUUACAUUAACAAUGGCUUCUUUAAAUUUUCCUACCAUCUCGCCCACCACAAACAUAUCUACCAUCGCACCUCACCAUCGCAUAUUCCCUAAAACAUCCCAACUCUACCUCUCAAGAGCUGUAGAUCGUCACACUACGUCAAAAAUCUCAUGCAAUGUAGCCACAAAUGAUGAUGACUAUCAAAACCUUAAAUAUGAAAAAACCACGGGUAAAUUGGAUAGAAGAAAUAUGCUUAUUGGACUUGGGGGUAUGUAUGGAGCCACCGCCACAUUAAGUGGUGGACCUUCCGUCUUAGCGGCUCCAAUCCAAACCCCAAUCCCAAGUACUUGUGAGCAAGCUGAUGUACCUUCUAAUGCAGGAGAUUUGAAUUGUUGCCCACCUAUUGCCACCAAUAUAGUUGAUUUUGUGCUUCCACCUGCACCUAGUACUUUACGAGUACGCCUACCAGCCCAUUUGGUUGACGACGAAUAUUUGCAAAAGUUUGCUAGGGCAAUCUCCUUAAUGAAAGCUUUACCUGAUGAUGAUCCACGUAGUUUUACCCAACAAGCCAAUGUGCAUUGUGCAUAUUGUAACGGAUCCUAUUCUCAAGUCGGGUUUCCUAAUUUGGAUCUCCAAGUCCAUGGAUCUUGGUUGUUCUUCCCUUUCCAUAGGUGGUAUCUCUACUUUUUUGAGAGAAUACUCGGAAGUUUAAUUGAGGAUCCGACUUUUGCUAUCCCAUUUUGGAACUGGGAUGCAGCAGGGGGCAUGCAAAUGCCCGCCAUGUAUACAGAUCCAAACUCUCCCUUAUACAAUAAAGUUCGAGACCAGGCUCACCUUUCUCCAAAAAUAUUGGAUCUAAACUAUGAUCUUGACGAUUCAAAUGAUGUGUCAGAUCAACGAAUGAUCUCGAACAAUCUCACACUUAUGUAUCGCCAAAUGGUGACCAAUGCACGGACUCCUAGAUUGUUCUUGGGACAACCUUACAGGGCUGGAGCAAGAUUCAGCCCUGGAGGAGGCUCCAUCGAGAACUCACCUCAUGGUACGGUUCAUGUCUGGACCGGUGACCCAAACCAACCCAACUUUGAAGACAUGGGUAACUUCUACUCCGCGGGUCGGGACCCACUUUUCUACGCCCACCAUGCUAAUGUGGAUCGUAUGUGGUUCCUUUGGAAAACAUUAUCGACAAACAAUCGAGAUUUUACCGACCCAGAUUGGUUAAACGCGUCGUUUAUAUUUUAUGACGAAAAUUCUCAAGCAGUAAGAGUAAGAGUCCAAGAUUGCUUAGACACAGCCCGACUUGGAUUCACAUACCAAAACGCGGAUUUACCAUGGCUCAACGCCAGACCCGAUCCAAGAUCCAGAUCCAAAGUAAGAUCCGUAACUUCAACACCUCAAACUGCAACCGCCAUGGAAUCCCAAUCCACCAUUAAUUUCCCGAAGCCAUUAAAGAAAACUAUACGAACAAAUGUAGCAAGACCCAAGAAAUCAAGAACCAAAAAAGAGAAAAAACAAAAGGAAGAGAUUCUUGUAAUCGACGUAGAUGUUAAAGAACAUGAUAAGUAUGUAAAGUUCGAUGUUUAUAUUAAUGAUGAAGAUGAUGUUCCGUCGAAGAAAGUUCAAGUGAAAGCAGAAUAUGCUGGAAGUUUCGUGAAUGUUCCUCAUAAACAUAAACAUGGGGAAGAUGGUAGUCAUAAAACAAGUUUUAGAGUUGGGUUGACUGAUUUGAUUGACGAUUUGGGAGCUGAUGAUGAUGAUGGUGUUAUGGUGAGUUUGGUUCCUAGAGCUGGGAAGGAUAAUGUUAUUAUUAAGAGUGUUAAGAUUGAAUUUGCUUCUUAAUUUAGAAUUAAAUGUUUGAUUUUCAAUAAUUAACUUGCAUUUUUUUGGUCAAAUUGUAGUGGAUUUAAUUUUAUUGCAUUUAGACA